Molecule: messenger RNA, 1713 nt
Organism: Zygotorulaspora mrakii
Lineage: Eukaryota; Fungi; Ascomycota; Saccharomycetes; Saccharomycetales; Saccharomycetaceae
Gene: PEX8
Product: Pex8p
Exons: 1
Coding region: 1-1713 (570 amino acids)
Source: RefSeq, a predicted model, not a curated record
AUGGAUCAACGAGCUAUCAGCUAUUUAUUGGCUUUACUUGCCUCUAAGAGCAAAGCUAUAGAUUCCACAUUUUUGAAUAACCUAGUUUAUCGCACCGCAAGAAUAAAAUCAUUGCCGCAGCUAGUCGCUCUGGUGGAAGGCAUAUUUCAAAGUGAUGUUUGGUCUUAUAUUGAUUUAAGGGAGGUAUACCAAAUGGCAGAAGCUAUUAUGUACUGGAAACUUGAAAUAUCAGAGCCCUCUAUUCCCGUCUCUUCAUUUUAUGAUGUCUGGAAUGCAUGCUUUGCCAAAUGUGAUUCAUGGACAAUGCCGAAACUCUCUAUUCUAGGCGGGAUAUUAAGCACUAAGGGAAAAUUUAUUGGAAUUCAAUCAAAUGCAUUUGUUGAUGAUACGGGAAAUGUUAUAUCAUACUAUAACCAGUGGAGGGUCUCAUAUUUCAUACCAAUUAUGAAUCAUUUUUUAUCGCUGCCUCAUGCAGACUGUAGCACUUUAGUAUUGAUGUAUGCCACCAUAAGUGAAGAGGAAGAUAGUUUUAAAGAUUUGGUAGGUAAUUGGGAUAUGGUGACAUUUUAUUUAUCUGCUUUUCUCUCUGCAUAUAUGCUACAUUCGGGUCAGAAUGACAAUUUUUUGGCUGGAAAUAUGAAUAGACUUGCCCAAACUUUGCAAAUCUCAAUUGCUCGCAGCUCAAGAAAGGUAGUAUCUGCUUUUUUAUCAAGACUAUGCAGAGAUUGUUAUGACCUUUCGAUAGUUGAAUCAAGGGGUGUGCUAGAGAAAGACUACUCAACAGUACACUAUUCCAAUAUUCUAUUUACAAUAACCCUGACGUUGCGGGGAAUGUUAGAAACAUCGACUCCUCUUCCAUUUUCAUCAUACUAUCAAAGUCUCAUGUGCUUAUUUUACAUAAACUUCAUCACACAUGAUAUCGGAAGUAGUGGAUUGGACUCCUAUGAAACGGUCUAUGAAAUCACAAGCAUAGCGACUGCUACGGACAAUAAUUACAAGAUAUAUCAAGAAAUUUUAAAUACCAUGAAUGGGAAUAUAUGGCACAGCACUGAAGGAACAACAAAUAAAGUGAAUACGUCGAGGCUGUUUUUCAUGUUUAGUUAUAUGGGAACAACUCUAAAUGAACUGGAUAACUUAGAUCCGCAUCAGAUAUCAGAAAUAAUUUUACCCCUCAAAAGGAGGUAUAUAGACUCUCCUAAUGAAGAGUUGCGUGAGUCAGUUCACUUAUUUGUGCUGUCAUUGUUCAUGAACAACAAAUGUACCGCGCUGAUUGAGUGGCAGUCGAAAAACUUUCUCAACUACAUAAGCAUCUCUGUGGACCAAUUUUUGCGAGGUAAUAUUAAGGGAAACCAGCUUGUAAUAAUUUAUCAAAAAAUGGCUUCUAGAGUGCCAUAUUUGAGGCUACUAAGUAAGCAUGUAUUGAGAGAUAGCUUACAUUACACUUAUCUCAGGACUAUAAAUUGCAAGGGAAGUGAACUUCAACAAAAAAAGACUCUCAUGAAGUGUAUAAUAUACCAGCUGCCCUAUUUGACCGAACCAUAUCUCAUAACGUGGCUUGACACAUGUCAAGAUUUACUUGCUAAAAACAAUUUUACAGCAAUACAGCGUAGUGAUGUCCUCUGCACUAUGUGGGAUACCAUAUCGUCCUGUAAAUCAGAUAUCGCAUUGAAAUGGUGGUAUGCCAACAUGGUACCCUUGAAUGCUCUGCUAUGA